This is a messenger RNA of Myotis brandtii (Brandt's bat), 2082 nucleotides long. It is a transcript of the gene GJD4, whose product is annotated as gap junction protein, delta 4, 40.1kDa. Gene Ontology annotation, biological process: cell communication. Lineage: Eukaryota; Metazoa; Chordata; Mammalia; Chiroptera; Vespertilionidae. Gene Ontology annotation, cellular component: connexin complex. The record is from RefSeq and is a predicted model, not a curated record. The coding region runs from base 420 to 1559 and encodes 379 amino acids. The transcript is spliced from 6 exons.
GAGGAGCCUCUUGGGAGAACUGAGCCCAACUACAGUGGCUGCUGUGUGCUCUGUCUUCCCUAGUGUCUGCCAUGGAGGAGAUAUCAAUAUAUCUUAUCUAAUAAAAGAGAAACAUGAGAAGAAAAACAACACAAAACAACUUCCAGUUGCUCUUGCAGCUCCCUUACACAGCACUCUGAUGUAGUAGAGUGUGAAGAGCUUUGAAGUCACACCCUGUGUUUCAGUUCCAGCUCCCCCACCUACUAGCUGUGUGACCUUGAGCCAUCAAAUGAGGAGAUGUGUGUACAUUGGCCAAGGUUUCUGGACUGGACAGUUAGGAGCCUGGAGCACCCAUCUUCUGGAAAAGCCACUCCAAGCUCCACACUCUUCACUGCUACUUAUUCUUGAUUUCCCACCUCCUUGGAGACAACAAGCUUCUGAUGUCCCCAGCAGCCUUGAGUCUUCAACAUUCUGGAAGCAUGGACCGUUUGGACUUGCUCGGGUUCCUCAUCAUCACGUUAAACUGCAAUGUGACUAUUGUGGGGAAGAUCUGGCUUAUCUUCAUGAUCCUGCUAAGGAUGGUGGUGAUCAUUGUGGCUGGGUCCCCCGUUUAUCAGGAUGAGCAGGAGAGGUUUGUGUGCAACACUCUGCAGCCCGGGUGCGCCAAUGUCUGCUAUGAUGUCUUCUCCCCAGUGUCCCACCUGCGCUUCUGGCUGGUCCAAAGCGUGUCUGUUCUCCUCCCUUCAGUGGUUUUCAGUGCCUAUGUGCUGCACAAAGGAGCUGAGCUCGCUGCCCGGGGACCCUGUGGGCCAGAUGGUGGUUCAGGAAGCCAGGACCUCGAAGACCUGAGCCCCAGGGAUAGGCUCUGCCCUCUGCCCUGCAGGGAGGGGCGCAGCCUAGUGGUUCCAGACUUCUCCUACGGCUACAUUGUGCACCUCUGUCUCCGGACCCUGGCAGAGACAGCUUUAGGGGCCUUGCAUUACCUCCUCUUCGGAUUCUCGGUCCCCAACAGGUUUUCCUGCACCCACUCUCCCUGCUCUGGCUCAGUGGAUUGCUACGUCUCUCGGCCCACAGAGAAGUCCAUGCUGAUGCUCUUUCUCUGGGCACUCAGCGCGCUCUCUGUGCUGCUCAGCGUGGCCGACCUGCUCUGCAGCUUGGGCAGGAGGACUCUCGGGGAGCCGGGACCCGCCGAGUGUCCCCGGGAAAGGAGGCCAGAUCCGGUGGUGAUGGAUAGGCCGGGGGAGGAAAGGGUGUUGCUAGCACACCGGGGCCUGUGGACCAGAGGGCACGGUGCCCACAGCCCCAGUGGUCAGUGGGUUGUGUCGGGGCGGAUGGAGCUUCCAGAGGAGGAUGAGAGUGAGGGGCUGUCCUUUACCAGCGACAAGGUCUCCAGGGCUUGCACAGAGCCUGGGGGCAGGCCUUGCGCAGAGGUCCCUCCGGACUCCCGAAAUGAGCAUCCCUUAAAACCCCACCGUCUGCAGGCCCAGCACUGCCCGUCCAGUCUGUGGCAACCCUCAACCCGCCAGGCUGGCGCUGGGAGCGCCCCUCUCCUGGGGACCAGAAGGUCCGAGUGGGUGUGAAAAGGGCGGCCAGGCAGUGCAGUGACUGAAAGACUCGAACCCUAACAUCACCUUGGCACGUGGAAAAUCUUUAUGUUCCUGGAGAAUAUCAACGGGCAGGAAGGCCAGCUGGCCUGUGACAAGGACUUCGUGGGACACACACAGACUUGUACUAUUGAUUUAAUUUAGAUCACCCUGUCUGCUGAAAGAAACCCUGGCAUUCAAAUUUGGACUGGAAGCUAAAAUGAUUGAUUACAAAGUGUCAGGUUGCUUAGGGAUUAUGCUAUACUCUGACUGGCUUGUUAUCUUAUUCUUUAUCAUAGUAUGUGCUUUAUGUAAAGCAUGUUCUUUUACAUUAACAGAGUUCAUUACUGUUUUAAUAUUUUCCAGUGAAUUAUUAUGAGUCUUUUUCUUUUUCUUUGUUUUUCAUUUUUUCCUUUUUGUUUAUUUUUCUGCUUGGAUAAAAAAAAAGGCACCUUAAGCAUGUCAUCAGUAGAGACACAUUAGUUUAACUUCUCCAAACCCCUUUAAUAAAAUUAAUGGU